AUGGCGCCGACGCCUAUCCUACUUGCACCGGAGCGUGCACGAGCCUCUGGCAUCACCCUGGCAGAUCAUGAAUCCGCUUUCCGCGAGAACUCGGCGACAAUCGUAAUGCCCUCGGCUGAAGCUGCCUUCCUCAAUCCCGUUCAGGAGUUCAACCGUGAUCUGUCCACCCUGGCUAUUCGCACCUGGAGUGAACGAUUCGACGCUGAGAAGAAGGCACGCUUCCUACGAGCUGCUCAGCGAAAGGCUGUCUCUGCCGCCAACAAGGGCAAAGGAAAGCGCAAAGGAGCUGCUUGCCCCACCCAUGGAUCCACCGACGCCGAUGUUGCUGCGACAGAUGCAGAAAAGCCGGGCACCAAGAGGGCGCGUAUCGAUGCCCACCGAAACGGCGCCACAACUUUCACAUCUGCCGAGGGCGCACUGUCGGACGAAGCACCACAAGGAGCAUCACAAGAAGCACCACAAGCAUCGCGCAGCGCCGUAGUAGCGCCGAUCGAGGACGAGUAUCGCAGCUAUCAGUUUACCCUGCUAGAGGCGCUCAGCGCAACUGGUCUUCGUAGCAUUCGCUAUGCGAAGGAGAUUCCUCUGUUGCGCUGGGUGCUGGCCAACGAUCUUUCGCCGACGGCGGUCGAGAUGAUGAAACGUAACGUAGCGCUCAACUUUCCGCCGGAUCGUCCAAUUGAUGAAUGGAUCGUUUCCGAGGUGAGCAAAGAAAAAGCCAGCAGUAGCUUGACAAGGAUCGAGAGCGAAGAGCACAUGGACGAGGAUGCACUGGCCGAAAGGGAGAACGAGGCGCGAGCGAGUGCGGCAGCAAAGUCGGCAGCAACUUCAUCAGCAGAUCCCAUAACAGCAGAGGCAACCACUACGGCAUCAUCUGUCAUUGACCCUCCAGCAGCUUCCAUCGAGCCUCAGGCAUCAUCAGCAGCCAUUCACCCGGACUGCAAGGUCAAGCUCAAUGCUGGAGACGCCAUCACCCUGAUGUACACGCACCGCGAACCACACAAGCGUUUCGACGUGGUCGACCUGGACCCUUAUGGCUCAGCCGCGCCCUUCUUGGACGGAGGUGUUCAGUCGGUUGCCGACGGUGGUCUGCUCUGCGUCACUUGCACCGACUUGGCCGUCCUCGCAGGACACAAUUAUCCAGAAAAGUGUUUCUCACAAUACGGCGGUGUUUCUGUCAAGGCCGAAUUCUCACACGAAGUUGCACUCCGACUCGUCCUUCACACCAUUGCCACCUCGGCCGCACGAUACGGUCGCUAUAUCCAGCCCGUCCUGAGUCUUUCGAUCGAUUUCUACCUGCGCACCUUUGUUCGGGUUUGGACUGGGCCUGUCGAAGUUAAAAACGUCGCCAGUAAAACUGGCACCGUCUAUAUCUGCACACACUGUCAGGACUUCCACAUACAGCGGUUUGGGCGCGCAACCCAAACUACCAACACGGGCAAAACGGGUCAGACAAACAUCAACUACCGCUACAACUCGGCUCAGGGACCGCCGGUGGGCGAACAAUGUAACGAGUGCGGCAACCGGAUGCAUCUCGGUGGACCAAUGUGGUUGGGCGACCUGCACGAUGCCGAAUUCUGCAACUCACUUCUCUCGAACCUCGACGAAAUCCCCUCGGCCUUCCACACAAGCGCACGUAUUCGAGGUAUGGUCAGUCUUGCAGCUCAAGAGCUAUCAGGCGACAAGAGCCUGUUUUACUUUACCCCACCCAAAGCGUCGGGAUUGUUCCACUGCGUCUCGCCCCCGCUCGACAAGAUGGUCUCCGCUCUUCUUUCCGCGGGCUUCCGUGUAAGUCGAUCACACGCUGCAGCUGGAUCGCUCAAGACGGACGCGACGCGAGCACAGGUGUUCGAUAUCUUGAGGUACUGGGUCAAGACCCAACAUCCUGUCAAGAUGGAAAACAUGAAACCGAACGAUCCGGCUCGAGUUUUGCUGCAAAAGGAGCCCCAGAGAGAGUACGAUUUCGACAAUACCAAGGCCAAGGAGGUGCUGGAUGCGUUGGGAGCGAGUGAGAAAUUGGUCAGGUACCAGAACAAUCCACUGCCCAACUGGGGUCCUGGUACAGCAGCCAAGGGUCACAGGGGAAAGAAGAAGAGGAACCUGCGUCCGGACGAUCUGCGGUCUGCAGAGCAGCUUUGA
Mycosarcoma maydis (corn smut) is the source of this 2136-nucleotide messenger RNA. RefSeq names its product tRNA (guanine26-N2)-dimethyltransferase. Gene Ontology annotation, molecular function: RNA binding. The transcript has a single exon. The coding region runs from base 1 to 2136 and encodes 711 amino acids. The record is from RefSeq and is a predicted model, not a curated record. Gene Ontology annotation, biological process: tRNA N2-guanine methylation. Gene Ontology annotation, cellular component: nucleus. Lineage: Eukaryota; Fungi; Basidiomycota; Ustilaginomycetes; Ustilaginales.